Suillus subaureus is the source of this 1104-nucleotide messenger RNA. RefSeq lists its product as uncharacterized. NCBI's taxonomy places the organism in Eukaryota, Fungi, Basidiomycota, Agaricomycetes, Boletales, Suillaceae. The transcript is spliced from 5 exons. The record is from RefSeq and is a predicted model, not a curated record. The coding region runs from base 1 to 1104 and encodes 367 amino acids.
AUGCCUCAUAACAAGACAAUGAGUCACUGUUCACAAGGUUUAUCUCAGUGCCAUCUGAAGGUCAUCCUCAGCAAGGAAGCUAGAGCUCUUCUCACCUCCCAGCAUCGCCAAAAAUCUAAGGGUUUCAAGACAGCACUCAAUGAUGCUUGGCUCCAUAUUGAUGAAACGGUGAAGACAAUUGCCUCGUCUCACCACAAGAGUAUCCAAUGUGUCACAAACGACUUGUAUAUGGGCCAUGGAGGGCUGCGCUUCAAGCAUUUGAAGUUGAAUGCCUGGAAUGCAUUUUGCUGGAAGAAAAAUCAGGAGGCGAAGGAUGACAAUGCUCCGGAAAAGGAUGAAAAAGAUCAUCUUGUUGAAGAAUAUGAGGAGAAUAAGCUUCUCAAGUCCAAAGGUAUUAGAAUCUCAAUGAAGUCCAAGAUUAACGAUGUCACCCAAACACUGAAGGCUAUUGAGAACAAGUUGAAUAGUCUUAAGUGUCGCACCAGCACUGAAACAAUUCUUUACACAGUGUGGGGCUCUACUAACAUCCCACUAUGUGGUAUAAUAUUUGCCACUGAAGGUGUCAAUGAUUUCAUGGCAUUGGUAAUGAAUAUUGAUGACCAGCACCUCGUCAGCAAGAUGGAAGGUUUUGCUAUCCAAGGCAUCGAAGUUUCUACUUCCCUUCCUGAGCUGCAGAUGCUCCAUGACAUGUGGAAGAACAAGCUGAUUUCAUGGAGACUCCUCAACAAGGAUGAAUAUCAGUGGCUCCUUCAAGAGCACAACAAGAAGGUUGAUACUGGAGAGAUAGUUGAGUCCUCCCAUUGGCCUUGCUCAGACAAGGGGAAAAAAUGCGUCCAACUAGCAGAGGAACCUUCCAUUCCUCGUCACAAGAAGGUAUACAAAAGCCUAGACACUAUUGAGAGUAGUGAUGAAGAGGUCAAUGCACCACACACAGGCACUUCAGCGCCUUCGCCCUCUUCUGUCCAACCCUCUGUGUCUACUUCGGCACCUUUGCCUUCACCUUCUUCUGUCCAGCCCUCUAUGUCUACUUUGGCACCUUUGUCUUUGUCUCCCUCUGCAUCUACUUUGGCUCCUUCAACAGCAACUGCUUCUGCCAGUACCUGA